Petromyzon marinus (sea lamprey) is the source of this 2765-nucleotide messenger RNA. RefSeq names its product large neutral amino acids transporter small subunit 2-like. Gene Ontology annotation, biological process: neutral amino acid transport; amino acid transmembrane transport. Gene Ontology annotation, molecular function: L-amino acid transmembrane transporter activity; neutral L-amino acid transmembrane transporter activity. Lineage: Eukaryota; Metazoa; Chordata; Hyperoartia; Petromyzontiformes; Petromyzontidae. The record is from RefSeq and is a predicted model, not a curated record. Gene Ontology annotation, cellular component: membrane.
CAAGGCUUUCGCCUCCAAAGCCUCACCAAUACGUCCCGCUCUCUCCCUCGCUGCGCUCCCAACAUAAUAGUAAGACAACAACAAUAAUAAUAAUAAAAAUAAAGAGAGGUAUUCAUAAGAGACGUUGCCGCCACGCUUGUCUGCACACACUCUGUGUGCGUGUGGUGUGUGGCGAGCUCGAGCUUGUGCUGCACGGGGGACAUGCAAGCGGGCGUACGAAGUGCGCGUCUAAUGCAGCGGCGUUAGGCAUUCCCGCUCGCGUGUUCAUCGUACAAGAGUUGGUUGCGUAACAAGGGUGCGCGCGCGCGCGCGCACGGCACGGCGUGUUGAUUGCUGCGUCCGUAGCGUUGCGAGCGGCGGUGAUUGACUGAAUUUUCCGAAUAGAUUGGGAGGAGAUCAUUGCUCGGCGGACGUACGCACGGGCGGGACGCACGGACGGACGGAGAGAAUUGAGUCAUCGUUGGUGCUUGGGAAAGGAAAUUUGCGUGCGGCGAGAGUUCAUUGAGCCGGCCAGAUGCUGGGAUCAACCAUCGCGGCAGCGAGCCACUAGAGACGAUACUGUACGAGGAACGUGUUUCGGAAGGAGUUUGUCGAUGUCAUCAAGACAAGAGGCGAUAGCGGAUGAGCGACAUUGGGUGAUCGUCGAGGGCUCAUGUCGAGAACAUAAGUCGAGGAUCAGCAGUAGCAUCAGCACAAGGCGAGCAGAGCGACGUCGGGACAUCGUCACGAGCUAACAUUACUAUCAGUUCAUCAUCUAAGGAUUCAUCAGAUCAUCAGCAGCAUCAUCAUCAGCAUCAUCACGAGACUAAUGGAGUGACAUCACGACAUCGUUAGUUAGACAUAAAUUGAGUCGCUCUUAUCGAGCCAGUGAGCGAGUAGGUUGCUCCUCCACCCCACUUGUCUCCAUCUACACGCGGGGAGGGACCCCCCCCCCCACCACCACCGUGCGCGCGCCAGAAGUAAAAAAAAAAUCGCCUGCAGCCUCCUCAACGUCGCGGAUCGUCGCAGAAUCUCCCAACGCGCGCCUGCUGCGCCGCAACUCCCCCAGCCAUGGACGGCGGCGGCGGCGGCGGCGGCCCGGUGGCGAGAAAGCGUUCGACGAAGUCCGCGGGAGGCGACAGAGCUCCGGCGACGACGGUGGAGGGGGCGUCGCCUGAACGAGGGGUCGGCGAGGGCCGCGGAGUGACCCUCAAGCAGGAGAUCGGCCUCGUGAGCGCGUGCGGCAUCAUCGUGGGGAACAUCAUCGGCUCGGGGAUCUUCGUGUCGCCCAAGGGGGUGAUGGAGAACGCCGGCUCGGUGGGGGUGGCUCUGGUCGUGUGGAUCGUCACAGGCGUCAUCACCGCCAUCGGCGCGCUCUGCUACGCCGAGCUGGGGGUCACCAUCCCCAAGUCCGGUGGAGACUACAGCUACGUCACCGAUAUAUUCGGCAGCCUGGCGGGCUUCCUGCGCCUGUGGAUCGCCGUGCUGGUCAUCUACCCGACGAACCAGGCGGUGAUCGCGCUCACCUUCUCCAGCUACGUGCUGCAGCCCGCCUUCCCCUCCUGCCUCUCGCCCGACCUCGCGCUGCGACUCCUCGCCGCGCUCUGCCUCCUGCUGCUCACGUGGAUCAACUGCUGGAGCGUGCGCUGGGCAACACGUGUCCAGGACGUGUUCACGGCGGGCAAGCUCCUCGCCCUGGCGCUCAUCGUCGUCAUGGGCCUCGUGCAGAUCUGCAAGGGUGAGUAUCACUGGCUGGUGCCCGCGGUGGCGUUCCGCCCGUGGCAGGAGGUGCACGUGGGGGCCGUGGCCCUGGCGUUCCUGCAGGGGUCCUUCGCCUACGGGGGGUGGAACUUCCUCAACUACGUCACCGAAGAGCUCGUCGACCCCUACCGGAAUCUCCCGCGAGCGAUCUUCAUCUCCAUCCCGCUCGUCACCAUCGUCUACGUGUCGGCCAACAUCGCCUACGUCACCGCCAUGUCUCCCCACGAGCUGCUCGCUUCCAACGCCGUGGCCGUGACGUUCGGAGAGAAGCUGCUGGGCCCCCUGUCCGUGCUGAUGCCGUUCUCCGUGGCGUUGUCGACGUUUGGCGGAGUCAACGGAUCCCUCUUCACCUCCUCCAGGCUGUUCUUUGCCGGUGCGCGUGAAGGCCACCUGCCGGGGCUGCUCGCCAUGAUCCACGUGGAGCGCUGCACCCCCAUCCCCGCGCUGCUCUUCACGUGCGUGACGACGCUGCUGAUGCUGCUGACGAGCGACAUGUACACCCUCAUCAACUACGUCGGCUUCAUCAACUACCUCUUCUACGGGGUGGCUGUGGCGGGGCUGCUCGUGCUGCGGUGGACGAAGCCGGACAUCCCACGGCCGAUCAAGGUGAGCGUCGCGUUCCCCAUCAUCUACCUCCUCUUCUGGGCCUUCCUGCUCGUCUUCAGUCUCGUGUCGGAACCCGUGGUGUGUGGCGUGGGCCUCGCCAUCAUGCUCACCGGCGUGCCCGUCUACUACAUGGCCGUCUACUGGCACAACAAGCCCAAGUGCCUGGACAGCUUCGUCGAAUGCAUCACCUAUUUGUGCCAGAAGAUGUGCGUCGUCGUUUACCCCGAGGAAACGCAUGUGGCGGCGAAGGCGGACUCCGACGACAAAAUGGCGGCCGAGCACGUGACCGAGCCCUCGGCCAAUCGCGCAGAGGCAGGAGGCGACUCGAGUAAAAUGGCCGACAAACUGGAGGCGUGAAACGGCGACUAUGGGCACGUGCGAUCGCGGGUUUAAGUGGUCCCCUGUGUAAAAAAAAAAAA